Ylistrum balloti is the source of this 2533-nucleotide messenger RNA. RefSeq names its product BTB/POZ domain-containing protein 17-like. Lineage: Eukaryota; Metazoa; Mollusca; Bivalvia; Pectinida; Pectinidae. Gene Ontology annotation, molecular function: protein binding. The transcript has 3 exons. Bases 33 to 1478 code for a protein of 481 amino acids. The record is from RefSeq and is a predicted model, not a curated record.
ACUAAUGUAUGCUGACGCCAGUGGAUGGAUGAAUGGCCUCCCCACCUAAUAUCCAGCCUCUGAACCUGGAGGCCGCAGCAUCCUUGGUACAAAAUGCAGGUCAGAUCCAGGUUCAGCUGCCCUCAGCAGGUCAGCAUCCUCCCUUAGCCACUGCUGUAUCCACACCAUCACCGACUGCCCUGUCUGUCACCAGUCCUGAAGGCAUUGACUGCUAUGGCAAUGAAAGGCAAGCUCUGACAGACCAGGGAAAAUUCUUCAACAAUUCCUUACUGAGUGAUGUUAUCCUUGUCGUUGGAGGAAACCGCUAUUAUGCGCACAAGUUGAUUCUAGUCCGAUCCAGUGAUGUGUUUGAGAGAAUGCUCAGCAACCAAUGGAAGGAUUCUCAAGAAAAAGAGCUAGAACUAGUGGAAGACAGUAUAUGUGUGAGUAUGUUUCCUCGAUUCCUUACUUUCCUGUACAGCUGUCACAUUCGGCUAAACAUGGAAAGCACACUGCCUGUGUUAGUCCUCGCUGACAAGUACAAUGUGAAAGAUCUACAGGAAGUGUGUAUCAACUUUGCAUGUUCCUGUAUUAUACCAAAACUACAGCUUAAGGAUGUGUUUCAUGUUUGGUUUCAAUAUGCCACUAAGUGCUACCAUCAAAGACUUAUCAGCUCCUGUGUGACUGCACUUUCAGAAAAAAUGGACGAUAUCAUCGCCUCUGUCGAGUGGGAGAGAGAAUGGGGUCACCUUGACAAAGAACAGCUCAUUGAAUUCUUGAAAAGUUCAUCUCUUUCUAUCAAAGAUGAAUUUGAGUUGUGGAAUGCCACCUUGAAAUGGCUCCAUUCUUCGCAGCAUCCAAAACGUCUCUCUCAGUGUCUAAAAAUAGUUGUGGAAUACAUCAGAUUCCCUAUGAUGACACCAGAACAGCUGACCGAAAUAGAAAGCUCAGAGAUUGUACUUAAAAAUAAGGAACUGUUUCAAAAACAUUUCAUGACUGCAUAUAAAUACCAUGCUCUGCCAUUAACACAAAGGUCGCUAGUUAAAGAGUUCCAUGGACCCACUUUCCUGCUGCGUAACUACACAGAUCUGAGAUGGGACAAGCGCUUUGUUGUGCCCAUGUUCUCAGCCAUACCUAGAGGGGCAGAAGUGAGUUUCCGCUUCACGACACGAUCAUCCACUUUCCCACCUCAGACAUGGGAAUGGGAACUCAAGGUGUACCCUAAAGGGUACUCAUCUACUGCUGAAGACUUCCGCUGUGUGAUCUACUCAAACCUCAUCCUUGACCAGCCCCGACCUGUUGAGUACCUUCUGUCUGUUGUGAGUAGGUCAGAGCUUAUACAUACAGUAUCAGGGAAGAAAAAUUUCUCAAAAACAAGGUACACAGCGGAUACUGAAAUGGACAAGAAAAUAACUGUAGCAGAGCUCACUGAGUUGAACUCUCCUCUGUUGGUUGAUAACACACUGGUUUUACAGAUAACUCUAAAGCCUGUGGAGUGAUCAUAGCAACCAACUCUUGGAGGGCCCCAAAUAUACUGUCCACCUCCAAAGGAUCUCAAAGUCAGAAGUCAUCAAUGGGCAGAAAAAUGGAUGAACUAUUAUAGAAGUCAUCAAUGUGAGGGAAAAUGAGUGCAAUAUUACAACAGUCAUCAAUGUGAGGAAAAAUGAGUGCACUUUUACAGCAGUCGUCAAUGGGCAGAAAAAAAAUUGCACUAUUAUAGUAGUCAUGUUAUGUGCACACUAUUUCAAUUUUCAUUUAUUGAUUAAAAAAUGGGUGCACCUUUACAGAAGUCAUUAAUGGGAGGGAAAAAAAGUGCACUUACUACAGCAGGUAAUAGAUUGUAGUGCAGAACAGAUCUGCUGCAUAUUUUUGAUUAAUGUUGCAGCAACUGUUUGAAAAGCAAAGUUACUGCGAUAAAUUUACAUUAAAACAUUAAAAUAAACAUAUACAAGUUCCUUGUUACAGUAGUAACCUAUGUGUGGAAAAAUGAGUGAACUAUCUCAGUUUUCAUUCAUUGAUGAAAAAUGGUUGCAUUAUUACAGUUUUCAUCUAUGGGAGGAAAAAUGAGUGCACUAUUACAACAGUCAUCAAUGUGAGGAAAAAUGAGUGCACUAUUACAACAGUCAUCAAUGUGAGGGAAAAUGAGUGCACUAUUACAACAGUCAUCAAUGUGAGGAAAAAUGAGUGCACUAUUACAACAGUCAUCAAUGUGAGGGAAAAUGAGUGCACUAUUACAACAGUCAUCAAUGUGAGGAAAAAUGAGUGCACUAUUACAACAGUUAUCAAUGUGAGGGAAAAUGAGUGCACUAUUACAGUUUUCAUCUAUGGGAAGAAAAAUGGGUUCAAUAGUACAACAGUCAUUAAUGGGAGGAAAAAUGGGUGAACUUUUACAGCAACAUUUAUGCUCUAUUACAGCGGAUAAUUGGAUCGUAGUGAAGAACAUAUCUGCUGCAUAUUUUGGUAUAUGAUGCAGCAACUGUCUGAAAAGCAAGGGAACUGCAAAUAAUUUACAUUAAAACUUAUGAAUGAAUACAAGUUCCUUAUAUUUCCUACA